AAAAAAUGUCCUCCACAAAGUAAACCUGUGGACACUCCCCAGUAAUUAUCGCCAUGUCUGCGCAAGACGCAAAGCGACGCCGCGCAGACUCUACUGCAGCUGCGUUAUCAAGACCGUUUCGAUCUCCGUUUCGAGGCACAGCAGGAAAGCCAAACAGAGAUUCUCAGGACCAGCCCAGUGACCUUGGCAGAACACAACUUGACCAAACAGCCUCUCCACGGAAGGUCUCCCAUACCCCAAGAGCACGGAAUUCUCCAUCGUUCCCAUCCAAGAGGCAACAAGGCGUCAAUCUUUCAUCAAGGCCCUCAGACACCUCAGACACCCAAUUGGAAAUUGCGGCACUUGUGAAGGCCCAGCGCCAACUAAAGAACAAACUACACAGCUUGGCAGAAGAACUACACCUAUGUGAGCAAGCACACAAAAUCGAGCGUGGUUCACCGGGUGCCGGGUCGGGUAGUGGGGAAGUGGAUGGCGAGCUUCUGCGCCUGAUAGAACGAUGGAAAUCAGCCAGCCGUCAAGCAGCAGAUGAGCUCUUUGGCAGUGCCAAGGACAAGAUAAACAGAAUGGGAGGUCCACAGGCUUGGAAAGAGAUGCAAGAAAAACAGCAGGAGUUUCGAAAUGAGUUUAAUGCCGGGUUUGAGCAAGACUCCCGUGGUGAAAUGGAUGACAACGAUGGAAGGAGCGACACAGAUACAGGAGCCAACAUCGAGUUGGAGACGCAUAAUGAGAGGGAGGCACGUGGGGGAAAUGAUGAUGCUGAGGAUUUGAAUGACAAGGAGUUUACGAUGUCGAUGAUGCUGAGGUCGCUGAAUGUUGAGCUCGAGGUGAUCGGCUACAGCAAAGAACAUCAGAUGUGGAUAGAUUAACAAUGCCAAACGCGGGAAUAGUCAGCUCUCAAUAGCCAUGAGCUUCUACCAUAGUUACCAAUAGCACAUAUGUGCCAUACUUUCCAGCCUAACAAAGAUAAAGAAUAUGGGGUGUAAAGCUCUCGCGUUGAAUUGCAUGGUCUAUAUAAUCUAUUGGUAUCAUGCACUCCGUCAAUAGGAGAAAUUCAUGCAGCGGAGCAAGUUAAUAAAGUACAGCCCACUCUCGG
Molecule: messenger RNA, 1093 nt
Organism: Pseudogymnoascus verrucosus
Lineage: Eukaryota; Fungi; Ascomycota; Leotiomycetes; Thelebolales; Thelebolaceae
Exons: 4
Coding region: 54-866 (270 amino acids)
Biological process (GO): DNA recombination
Source: RefSeq, a predicted model, not a curated record